AUGUUGUCCAAGCCAAUCCGCGAGCGCGGCUACGCCCUCGGCCUCGCCCUCGUGGCCACAGGCUCCCUCGUCUCCGCCGGUCCCUGUGACAUCUACGCCUCCGGCGGCAACCCCUGCAUCGCCGCCCACAGCACCACCCGCGCCCUCUACAGCGCCUACACCGGCUCCCUCUAUCAGGUGAAGCGCGGCUCCGACGGUGCCACGACCAACAUUGCGCCCCUCUCCGCCGGCGGCGUUGCCAACGCGGCCGCUCAGGACACCUUCUGCUCCGGAACGACCUGCCUCAUCUCGGUCAUCUACGACCAGUCCGGCAAGGGCAACCACCUGACCCAAGCCCCCGGCGGCGCCUUCAGCGGCCCCGACGUCAACGGGAACGACAACCUCGCCAGCGCCAUCGGCGCCCCCGUCACUCUCAACGGCCAAAAGGCCUACGGCGUCUUCAUCUCCCCCGGCACCGGCUACCGCAACAACGCCGCCGUCGGCACCGCCAUCGGCGACGUGUCCGAGGGCAUGUACGCCGUCCUCGACGGAACUCACUACAACGGCGGCUGCUGCUUCGACUACGGCAACGCCGAGACCAGCAGCACCGACACGGGCAACGGCCACAUGGAGGCCAUCUACUUUGGCGACAACACCGGCUGGGGCACUGGUGCCGGCAGCGGACCCUGGUUGAUGGCGGAUCUCGAGAACGGCCUCUUCUCCGGCGUCAACCCCAAGAACAACGCGGGCGACCCGUCCAUCACGGACCGCUUCUUCACCGCCGUUGUCAAGGGCGGUCCCAACCUCUGGGCCCUCCGCGGCGCCAACGCCGCCUCGGGAGGCUUGACCACGUACUACAGUGGCGUGCGGCCUAACGCGUCGGGCUACAACCCCAUGAGCAAGGAGGGCGCCAUCAUCCUCGGCAUCGGCGGCGACAACAGCGUCAGCGCCCAGGGCACCUUUUACGAGGGCGUCAUGACCUCGGGCUACCCCUCCGACGCGACGGAGAACUCUGUCCAGGCCAACAUUGUCGCGGCAAAGUACGCCACCACUUCCCUGAACAGCGGCACCGCCCUCACCGUCGGCAACUCCAUCUCCCUGCGCGCCACGACCUCCGGCUACACCGACCGCUACCUCGCGCACACCGGCUCGACCGUCAACACCCAGGUCGUCACCUCGUCCAGCACCACGGCCCUGAAGCAGCAGGCCAGCUGGACCGUCCGCACCGGCCUCGGCAACAGCGGGUGCUACUCAUUCGAGUCCAAGGACACGCCGGGCAGCUUCAUCCGCCACUACAACUUUGAGCUGGCCGUCAACGCCAACGACGGCACCAAGCAGUUCAAGGAGGAUGCUACCUUCUGCACGCAGUCUGGAAUCAGCGGCACCGGCAGCUCGUUCCGUGCGUGGAGCUACCCUACCACCUACUUCCGUCACUACAACAACCUGGGAUACGCUGCGAGGAACGGCGGUGUUCACACUUUUGACUCUGCUACUUCCUUCAACGCGGACGUGAGCUGGGUUAUUGCUACUGGCUUUGCUUAA
Colletotrichum paranaense is the source of this 1521-nucleotide messenger RNA. Its product is annotated as alpha-L-arabinofuranosidase B. Gene Ontology annotation, molecular function: alpha-L-arabinofuranosidase activity. Bases 1 to 1521 code for a protein of 506 amino acids. The record is from RefSeq and is a predicted model, not a curated record. The transcript has a single exon. Gene Ontology annotation, biological process: arabinan metabolic process; L-arabinose metabolic process; pectin catabolic process. Lineage: Eukaryota; Fungi; Ascomycota; Sordariomycetes; Glomerellales; Glomerellaceae.